UUCCUGGCAGGACCAAACAUAUCCAGAGGGCACUCAGGCUACCUAUAAAUGCCGCCCUGGAUAUAGAACACUUGGAAUUAUUUUAAUGGUAUGCAGGAAUGGAGAAUGGGUGGCUCUUCAUCCAUCAAGGAUAUGUCAGAAAAAGCCCUGCGGACAUCCUGGAGAUACUCCCUUUGGAUCCUUUAAGCUCACAGAAGGAGAUAAGUUUGAAUAUGGUGCAAAGGUUGUUUAUACAUGUGAAGAAGGAUAUCAAAUGCUGGGUAGUAUCAAUUUCCGUGAAUGUGAACCAGACGGAUGGACCAAUGACAUUCCCAUAUGUGAAGUUGUUAAGUGUUUACCGGUGAAAGAACCAGAGAAUGGGAGAAUUGCCCUUGGCUCAUUGGAACCAGACAGGGAAUCUUUUUAUGCACAAGUGGUACAGUUUGAGUGUAAUCCAGGCUUCAAGCUUGAUGGCCAUAAAGAAAUACAUUGCUCAGAAAAUGGAAUGUGGAGUGAAGAAACACCAAAAUGUGUGGAAAUUUCUUGCAAGGUACCAGAAAUUAGAAAUGGAUACGCUCUAUCUCAGAAGGAAAUUUAUAAGGAGAAUGCACGAUUACAAUAUAAUUGUUACCAGGGUUUUGAAUACAGUGAAAGAGGAGAUGCUGUAUGUACUGAAUUUGGAUGGAGACCAGAUCCUUCAUGUGAAGAAAUAACAUGCAAUCCUCCUUAUAUUCCAAAUGGUUUUUACUCACCUGAAAAGAGUAAAUACAGAACUCAAGAUGAAAUCAGGUACCAGUGUAAAGGUGGUUUUUAUCCUUCAACCCAGGGAAAUACAGCAAAAUGCACAAAGGUUGGCUGGGUACCUGCUCCAAGAUGUAGCUUUAAACCUUGUGAUUUUCUGCAAAUAAAACACGGAAGCCUAUAUAAUGAAGAUAGAUAUAGACCAUACUUUCCAGUACCUGUAGGAAAGUCUUUUUAUUAUCACUGUGAUCAAAAUUUUGUGACAUCUUCAGGAAGCUACUGGGAUACUAUUUAUUGCACACAAGAAGGAUGGUCCCCAGCGGUACCAUGUCGCAGACAAUGUACUUUCAGUUAUGUGGAGAAUGGACAUAAACCAAGGUACGAAAAAAAAUAUUUACAAGGUCAAUCUGUGCAAGUCACCUGCUAUCGUGGCUACAGCCUUCCGGAGGAGCAGACCACAGUGACAUGUACCGAGAAUGACUGGUCCCCUCCUCCCAGAUGCAUUCGUGUCAAAACAUGUUCAACAUCAAAUAUAGAAAUAGAGAAUGGUUUUUUUUCUGAACCUGGUGUUGUAUAUGACAUAAAUAAACAAACACAAUAUACGUGUAAAUCAGGAUAUGUAACAACAGAUGGUGAAAUAUCAGGAUCAGUUACAUGUCUGCAAAGUGGGUGGUCAGCUCAACCGAAAUGUAUUAAAUCUUGUGAAACUCCACUAUUUAAGAAUGCCAGAACCAAAAGUAACAGCACAUGGUUUAAGGUCAAUGACACACUGGACUAUGAAUGCCAUGAUGGAUAUGAAAACAGACACAAUGAUAUCAAAGGUUCCAUAGUAUGUGGUUACAAUGGUUGGUCUGAUACACCCGCAUGUGAUGAAAGAAAAUGCGUUAUUCCUGAAAUAGAAAACAACUUACAUCCUAAUCCCAAGAGAGAGACAUAUAAAGUUGGGGAUGUGUUGAAAUUUUCCUGCAGUUGGAGACGUAAAAGAGUUGGACCAGAUUCAAUUCAGUGCUACCACUUUGGCUGGUCUCCUCAGCUCCCAACAUGUAAAGAUCAAGUACAGUCGUGUGGUCCACCUCCUCAACUCCCCAAUGGGAAAAUAAUGGAAGCAAAUAAAGAAGAGUAUCAGCAUAAUGAUGUGGUGGAAUAUGGCUGCAAUCCUAGAUCUCUGAUGAGGGGGCCCAAUAAAAUUCAAUGUGUUGAUGGAAAGUGGACAACGUUGCCGAUAUGCAUUGAAACAGAGAGACUUAAAAAGUGCAAAAUGGAGAAAUCAAGGUUUAUUUUAAUUGAGCCAAAACUCUCAGGUGAGAAUGAAUUUAAUCAAAGCUCCAAAAUAAGUUACAAAUGUAAUGGAAAAUCAGAAGAGAAACAAUCAACCUGCAUAAAUGGAAAAUGGAAUCCGGAACUGAACUGCAAACAAGUACAAAUGCAAUCCUGCCCACCUCCACCUCAGAUUCCCAAUGCUCAAGAUAUGACAACCACAGUGAAUUAUCAAAGUGGGGAAAAAGUAUCUGUUCUUUGCCAAGAAAAUUAUCUAAUUCAGGAAUCAGAAGAAAUGGUGUGCAGAAAUGGAAGCUGGCAGUCAAUACCACGUUGUGUUGGACUUCCUUGUGAAGAGCCACCUUCAAUUCUUUAUGGUGUUGUAUCUGACAAGAUGCACAAAUACCAAUAUGGAGCAGAAAUUACAUACAACUGUAUGGAAGGUUUUGGAAUUGAUGGACCUGCAUUUGUAAAAUGUGUAGGAGCAAAAUGGACUGACCCACCCAAAUGCAUAAAAACGGAUUGUUAUAAUUUGCCCAAAUUUGAUAACGCCAUACUCAUAGGUCAGGAGAAGACACAAUAUAGGUCAGGAGAACAAGUGACUUAUAAAUGCUCAACAUAUUAUCAAUUGGAUGGAUCGAAUAUUGUAACGUGUGUUAAUGGCAAAUGGAUAGGAAAACCAACAUGCAAAGAUGUUUCGUGUGAUGAUCCACCCAUAGUGGAAAAUGCUAAUAUAAUAUCUAGCCUGAUGACGAGGUAUCCAUCUGAAGAGAGAGUACGCUAUGUAUGUAAGAAACCUUUUGAUAUGUUUGGGGAACCGGAAAUCAGGUGUCUCCAUGGAAACUGGACGGAACCACCUAAAUGCAAAGAGUCCAAAGGAAAAUGUGGGGCCCCACCAGCUAUUGACAAUGGAGACAUCACUUCAUUCCCAUUAAUAGUAUAUGCUUCAGGAUCAUCAGUUCAGUAUCAAUGCCAGUCCUUGUACCAACUUGAGGGUAACAAGACAAUAACAUGUAGAAAUGGACAGUGGUCUGAACCACCAAUAUGCUUACAUGCAUGUGUAAUAUCAGAAGAAAUCAUGGAAAAAUACAACAUUACAUUAAGGUGGCUAUCUAAAAAAAAGCUUUAUUCCAAAACUGGGGAGUAUGUUGAAUUUACAUGUAAAAGUGGAUAUUAUAAAGUAUCAUCUCAUCCAUUUCGAACAAUGUGUCAAGAUGGGAAACUUGAAUAUCCUCGUUGUGAAAAAAGUAAGGGUUACUAUGGUUAAAAUGUGCAUCUCUAUUCAAAAUUUUUAUUAUUAAUUCAGUUGAGUUCUCAAUUUUAUUUUGCGAGUAUUGCUUAACUUUAUUCAUAAAUAAGAUUUUGUUUUGUCUCUGAGAUUCUUUGUUUCACAAUAAAUGAAAAUGAUGUUGUUGUCGUCCUUUUCAAUAUUACAUUAUUAACAAACAUAUAAAAGCCAAACUGUUAUAAUUUAUGUUAAUAGUAAGAUAUAUGUUACCACUACUUAUCAAUAAAUAAAUAUACCUAAAAAGAUGAAA
Molecule: messenger RNA, 3515 nt
Organism: Galeopterus variegatus (Sunda flying lemur)
Lineage: Eukaryota; Metazoa; Chordata; Mammalia; Dermoptera; Cynocephalidae
Gene: CFH
Product: complement factor H
Exons: 19
Coding region: 86-3244 (1052 amino acids)
Source: RefSeq, a predicted model, not a curated record